AUGACUAAUUACCCUGAGUGGAAGCAAAAGCUAAUACUCAUUCUGAAGGCAGAGAAGAUCCACCAUGUCAUUUCUACUGAUGGAUCUCCCUUACCCCACACCACUGAAAGUGACGACUAUGUGGCUUGGGAGACCUUCAAAGAGAAGGAAGCUCUGGCCACCGCCUAUAUUCUUAGCUCCAUUGAUAAGAACCUCCAGAGCUCAUGUGAUGACCAGGAAUCCGCCAAUGAUGUGAUGGAACACUUAGAGCAGACUUUUGGCAAGCAAGAUCGUCUUGCACGCCAACAUAUCUCCUUAGCGCUAUUCUCUGCAAAGAUGCAUGACAGUACCACAAUCCAGGAUCAUAUGAUGAAGCUUACCAAGCUCUUCUCUGAAUUGGAGAAUAAGGCUACUCUAUUUGAGUUGGACUUCAAGAUAGAGAUUAUCUUUGCCUCACUUCCUGACGCCUAUAGCUCCUUUAUAAUGAACUUCCACAUGAAUAAAGUAGUGGUUAACAACGUUUCUGAGCUUACCAACAUGCUUAUAGUAGCAGAAAGUACGAUUAAGAAAAAUAAGGUUGUUUCUCUUGUUACUGAGAAGAGUUCUCAGGGUUCAAAGAAUAAGAAAGUGAAGAGGACUAAGAAAAGCAAGAAAGGGCAAGUUUAUUGCCUCUGA
Molecule: messenger RNA, 654 nt
Organism: Telopea speciosissima
Lineage: Eukaryota; Viridiplantae; Streptophyta; Magnoliopsida; Proteales; Proteaceae
Exons: 2
Coding region: 1-654 (217 amino acids)
Source: RefSeq, a predicted model, not a curated record